CACUGCAAAAUAUGAAACAACUCAUUUGCGGAGGAGUAAAUCACAGAAAACUGUUUAUGAACUGGCACCACAUACUGGAACUGUAAUGCAUGGAUACUUCACUGGCGGGGAUUUUAUGGAAUCGGCAUGAUUGUGGCUUGAACGUUUACAAGGGCUGCUAAAUACUGUAUUUACCUACAUUGGGAACUACAAAGUGUUAUUUCUAUUCCUGAGAAACACUGUGUUUUUAAUACUCAACGCUAACUGAGUCUUUUAAAACACGAACAAGCAGCAAAAAAUGAGUUCAUAUUUUGUAAAUUCUCUCUUCUCCAAAUACAAAAGUGGCGACUCUUUACGUCCCAGCUAUUAUGAGUGCGGAUUCCCACAGGAUUUAGGCACUAGACCCACGGUAGUUUAUGGACCCGGUACCGGAGGAACUUUCCAACAUCCAACACAAAUACAGGAGUUUUAUCACCCCGGCGCGUCCACGCUCUCCACCGCCCCUUACCAGCAGAAUCCUUGUGCCGUAACUUGUCACGGAGAACCCGGCAACUUCUAUAGCUACGACGCGUUGCAGAGGCCGACCCUUUUCGGAACCCAAGACGCGGAUUUGGUCCAGUACAGCGACUGCAAGCUGACCGCCAGCAGCCUCGGCGACGAGGCGGAGAGCGCGAGUGCUGAGCAGAGUCCGUCUCCGACGCAACUCUUCCCGUGGAUGAGACCACAAGUAGCUGCCGGACGGAGGCGAGGCCGACAGACGUACAGCCGCUAUCAGACACUGGAGCUGGAGAAGGAGUUCCUCUUCAACCCCUACCUGACUCGCAAGCGGCGGAUCGAGGUAUCGCACGCCCUGGGACUGACCGAGAGGCAGGUCAAAAUAUGGUUCCAGAACAGGAGAAUGAAAUGGAAAAAAGAGAACAACAAAGACAAGUUUCCGAGCAGCAAGACGGAGCAGGACGCCAUCGAGCACGAGAGGAAAGAGAAGGAGCAGAGUGGGGGGACCCAGUCGACGGAGGAGGACUGCGACAAAGCCAAGCAAAUAUAGAGGAACGACGGACGUGGGAAUCAGCACCGCCAGAGACAGUCAGAGAGAAAGAGAGAGAGAGAGAGAGAGAAAGAGAAAAAGAGAGAGAGAGAAAGAGAGAGAGAAAAAAAUCAGCAGGGUUUGAAUACUGUUGAGAAACAAUGCAAUCUUCUGAUGAUGAUCACCGCUCCUUAGAGGACACAAGCGAGGAGCUGAAAGUAAACGGCAAAAUCAAGAU
This is a messenger RNA of Conger conger (European conger), 1241 nucleotides long. RefSeq names its product homeobox B8a (gene hoxb8a). Gene Ontology annotation, biological process: regulation of transcription by RNA polymerase II. Gene Ontology annotation, molecular function: DNA-binding transcription factor activity, RNA polymerase II-specific; RNA polymerase II transcription regulatory region sequence-specific DNA binding. The transcript is spliced from 2 exons. The record is from RefSeq and is a predicted model, not a curated record. Gene Ontology annotation, cellular component: nucleus. The coding region runs from base 278 to 1024 and encodes 248 amino acids. Lineage: Eukaryota; Metazoa; Chordata; Actinopteri; Anguilliformes; Congridae.